Talpa occidentalis (Iberian mole) is the source of this 3673-nucleotide messenger RNA. RefSeq names its product ubiquitin protein ligase E3A (gene UBE3A). The transcript is spliced from 12 exons. Gene Ontology annotation, molecular function: ubiquitin protein ligase activity. Gene Ontology annotation, biological process: ubiquitin-dependent protein catabolic process; protein polyubiquitination. Lineage: Eukaryota; Metazoa; Chordata; Mammalia; Eulipotyphla; Talpidae. The coding region runs from base 1013 to 3634 and encodes 873 amino acids. The record is from RefSeq and is a predicted model, not a curated record.
UUCUGUUUUAUUUUUUGGGUUGCAUGUGUAUCUUAAUAUCAUAGUUAGAAUGAUGGCAAAUCUGUAGAGCAAAUUGGGGGGAGCUGCCUUUUUUUUUAGUGUUGUGCCUGGUGCCAAAUAGAUAUGGAAGCAGGUAGAUUGUUUGAGGGGCCCAAGUGGGUUACCAAAAGAAUUUAGAGGAGGUUAGUGUGCUGUGAGAAGUAAGAUAAUAUACAAAAGAAGAUUGAAAGUAUAGGUUUGGCUAUUAGGCUGUGAGUUAAUAAUGGCUUUCCUUCGUUAAGCUCUCACUUUGUGCCAGGCACUGAUGUGAGCAAUUUACAAGUUAGCUUGUUCAUCCUCAUGACAGUCCUCUGGAAUAGAUACUACUGUUACCUUAGUUCUACCCAUGAGGAAACUGAGGUUCAGGGAGGUUAGGUAACCUGCCCAAACUUCCUAUCUAGUAAGUGACCUAACAGGGAUUUAAUCCAUACUAGCUCCAGAACCUGUUUGUGUUCUAUUUGAGCGCAUAAAAGAAAAAGUCUAGAAGAGAGGACUUGGUAAUUUUCCAAAUACAUGUAGCUCUUUAGUGAAUUAACUCACCUCAGUCAGUUAUAAAGUAUUUUAACUUUUUCAAUUUUAUGUUUACAGGUUGGAAUGUUAAAUUUGUUUGGGUCUUCUAAAUCUACAUACAUAUUAGUUUUAUGAGAACCUGAGAGGGACCUGUAUUGUGACCACAUUUUGUUGAAUUUUGGGACAUUGUUGCCUCCUUUCCAUGUAACCUCAGGAAUGUUCUAGGUUCUUAUUAGGAGACAUGUUGCUAUGUUAGGUAAUUUGGGAAAUUGAAUUCUUCCCAUUUAUUGGCACUCCCUAAAGUUACUUACGUAUACUUAGGCCAGCCCUCACUCUUGAAGCCCAAGUUCAUGAACUGCAGAGAGUUAUUAAACCUACGCUCAGACCAAGUUAGCAGCUAGACUGGUGUGACAACCUGUUUUAAAUCAGUGACUCAAAGCUGUGAUCACCCUGAUGUCACCGAAUGGCCACAGCUUGUAAAAGAUCACCAGGAGAACCUCAGUCUGACGACAUUGAAGCUAGCCGAAUGAAGCGAGCAGCUGCAAAGCAUCUAAUAGAACGCUACUACCACCAGUUAACUGAGGGCUGUGGAAAUGAGGCCUGCACGAAUGAGUUUUGUGCUUCCUGUCCAAGUUUUCUUCGUAUGGAUAACAAUGCAGCAGCUAUUAAAGCCCUCGAGCUUUAUAAGAUUAAUGCAAAACUCUGUGAUCCUCAUCCCUCCAAGAAAGGAGCAAGCUCAGCUUACCUUGAAAACUCAAAAGGUGCCUCUAACAACUGCUCUGAGAUAAAAAUGAACAAGAAGGAUGGACCUAGAGAUGAUUUUAAAGAUGUGACCUACCUAACAGAAGAGAAGGUGUAUGAAAUUCUUGAAUUAUGUAGAGAAAGAGAGGAUUAUUCCCCUUUAAUCCGCGUUAUUGGACGAGUUUUUUCUAGUGCUGAAGCAUUGGUACAGAGCUUUCGGAAAGUCAAGCAACAUACUAAGGAAGAAUUAAAAUCUCUUCAAGGAAAGGAUGAAGACAAGGAUGAAGAUGAAAAGGAAAAAGCUGCAUGUUCUGCUGCUGCUAUGGAAGAAGAUUCAGAAGCAUCUUCCUCAAGGAUAAGUGAUAGCCCACAAGGAGAUAACAACUUACAAAAACUAGGCCCUGAUGAUGUAUCUGUUGAUAUUGAGGCCAUUAGGAGGGUCUACACCAGGUUGCUCUCGAAUGAAAAAAUAGAAACUGCCUUUCUCAAUGCACUUGUAUAUUUGUCACCUAAUGUGGAAUGUGACUUGACGUAUCACAACGUAUACUCCCGAGAUCCUAAUUAUCUGAAUUUAUUCAUUAUUGUAAUGGAGAACAGAAAUCUCCACAGUCCUGAAUAUCUGGAAAUGGCUUUGCCAUUAUUUUGCAAAGCAAUGAGUAAGCUACCGCUUGCAGCCCAAGGAAAACUGGUUAGACUCUGGUCUAAGUAUAAUGCAGACCAAAUUCGGAGAAUGAUGGAAACAUUUCAGCAACUUAUUACUUACAAAGUCAUAAGCAAUGAAUUUAACAGUCGAAAUCUAGUGAAUGAUGAUGAUGCUAUUGUUGCUGCUUCAAAGUGCUUGAAAAUGGUUUACUAUGCAAAUGUAGUAGGAGGAGAAGUGGACACAAAUCAUAAUGAAGAAGAUGAUGAAGAACCCAUCCCCGAGUCUAGUGAAUUGACGCUUCAGGAGCUAUUGGGAGAGGAAAGAAGAAACAAGAAAGGUCCCCGAGUGGACCCAUUGGAAACUGAACUUGGUGUUAAAACUCUAGAUUGUCGAAAACCACUUAUCCCUUUUGAAGAGUUUAUUAAUGAACCACUGAAUGAUGUUCUAGAAAUGGAUAAAGAUUAUACUUUUUUCAAAGUGGAAACAGAGAACAAAUUCUCUUUUAUGACCUGUCCCUUUAUACUGAAUGCUGUCACAAAGAAUUUGGGAUUAUAUUAUGACAAUAGAAUUCGUAUGUACAGUGAACGAAGAAUCACUGUUCUCUACAGCUUAGUUCAAGGACAGCAGUUGAAUCCAUAUUUGAGACUCAAAGUCAGACGUGACCAUAUCAUAGAUGAUGCACUUGUCCGGCUAGAGAUGAUUGCUAUGGAAAAUCCUGCAGACUUGAAGAAACAGUUGUAUGUGGAAUUUGAAGGAGAACAAGGAGUUGAUGAAGGAGGUGUUUCCAAAGAAUUUUUUCAGUUGGUUGUGGAGGAAAUCUUCAAUCCAGACAUUGGUAUGUUCACAUAUGAUGAAGCUACAAAAUUAUUUUGGUUUAAUCCAUCUUCGUUUGAAACUGAGGGUCAGUUUACUCUGAUCGGCAUAGUACUGGGUCUGGCUAUUUACAAUAACUGUAUACUGGAUGUACAUUUUCCCAUGGUUGUCUACAGGAAGCUAAUGGGGAAAAAAGGAACUUUUCGUGACUUGGGAGACUCUCAUCCUGUUCUAUAUCAGAGUUUAAAAGAUUUAUUGGAAUAUGAAGGGAAUGUGGAAGAUGAUAUGAUGAUCACUUUCCAGAUAUCACAAACAGAUCUUUUUGGUAAUCCAAUGAUGUAUGAUCUAAAGGAAAAUGGUGAUAAAAUUCCAAUUACAAAUGAAAACAGGAAGGAAUUUGUCAAUCUCUAUUCUGACUACAUUCUUAAUAAGUCAGUGGAAAAACAGUUUAAGGCUUUUCGGAGAGGUUUUCAUAUGGUGACCAAUGAAUCUCCUUUGAAGUACCUAUUCAGACCAGAGGAAAUUGAACUUCUUAUAUGUGGAAGCCGGAAUCUAGAUUUCCAGGCUCUAGAAGAAACUACAGAAUAUGAUGGUGGCUAUACCAGGGACUCUGUUCUGAUUAGGGAGUUCUGGGAAAUCGUUCAUUCAUUUACAGAUGAGCAGAAAAGACUCUUCUUGCAGUUUACAACGGGCACAGACAGAGCACCUGUGGGUGGACUAGGAAAAUUAAAGAUGAUUAUAGCCAAAAAUGGCCCAGACACAGAAAGGUUACCUACAUCUCAUACUUGCUUUAAUGUCCUUUUACUUCCGGAAUAUUCAAGCAAAGAAAAACUUAAAGAGAGAUUGUUGAAGGCCAUCACUUAUGCCAAAGGAUUUGGCAUGCUGUAAAAAAAAAAAAAAAAAAGGAAAAAAAAAAUGCAAAAAGAA